GCCAUCUUGGAUGCCGCUGAGGCCGUGUCGGCGCUAAGCGAAAAGUGGGGGGGGGGGGAGGGUGUGGAAAGGCGGCAGCGGUGACCCCCCCCGCGAGUCCCGACGUUAUCGCGAUAUUAUCGCGAUAUUAUCGCGAUAUUUUCGCCAUUCCCCGGCCGACCGGGCGCGCCUGGGCCGCCUCGCGAGCCUCCGGCGCCCCCCGAGGGGAUGCCGAGAGCUCCCCAAAAUGGCCGACAAGAGGAAGCUGCAAGGUGAGAUUGACAGGUGCCUCAAGAAGGUGUCGGAGGGGGUGGAGCAGUUCGAGGACAUUUGGCAAAAGCUCCACAACGCCGCCAACGCCAACCAGAAGGAGAAAUACGAGGCCGACCUGAAAAAAGAGAUCAAGAAACUGCAGAGGCUGCGGGAUCAGAUCAAGACAUGGGUGGCAUCCAACGAGAUCAAGGACAAGCGGCAGCUCAUCGAGAACCGCAAACUCAUCGAGACGCAAAUGGAGAGGUUCAAGGUGGUGGAGAGGGAAACGAAGACCAAAGCUUACAGCAAGGAGGGGCUGGGGCUGGCCCAGAAAAUCGACCCCGCACAGAAGGAGAAGGAGGAGGUUGGGCAGUGGCUCACGAACACGAUCGACACGCUCAACAUGCAGGUGGAUCAGUUCGAGAGCGAGGUGGAGUCGCUGUCGGUGCAGACGCGCAAGAAAAAGGGGGACAAGGAUGUGAGAGGCCCCAAAAUCAGCCCAAAAUCAGCCAAAAAUCGACCCGAAAUCAGUCCGAAAUCAGCCCCAAAAUCAGCCCCAAAAUCAGCCCCAAAAUCAGCCCAAAAUCAGCCCAAAAUCGACCCGAAAUCAGCACAAAAUCGACCCGAAAUCAGCCCCAAAAUCAGUCCAAAAUCAGCCCAAAAUCAGCCAGAAAUCAGCCAAAAAUCAGCCAGAAAUCAACCCAAAAUCAGCCCAAAAUCGACCCGAAAUCAGCCCCAAAAUCGACCCAAAAUCAGCCCCGAAAUCAACCCGAAAUCAGCCCCAAAAUCAGCACAAAAUCGACCCAAAAUCAGCCCAAAAUCGACCCGAAAUCAGCCAGAAAUCAGCCAAAAAUCAGCCCAAAAUCAGCCCAAAAUCGACCCAAAAUCAGCCAAAAAUCAGCCCCAAAAUCAGCCCCAAAAUCAGCCCCAAAUCAGCCCCAAAUCAGCCCCAAAUCAGCCCCAAAUCAGUCCAAAAUCAGCCAAAAAUCAGCCCCAAAAUCAGCCCCAAAAUCAGCCCCAAAAUCAGCCCCAAAUCAGCCCCAAAUCAGCCCCAAAUCAGUCCAAAAUCAGCCAAAAAUCAGCCCCAAAAUCAGGCCCAAAAUCAACCCAAAAUCAGCCCCCAAAUCAGCCAAAAAUCAGCCCAAAAUCGACCCAAAACCGACCCGAAAUCAGCCCAAAAUCAGCCAGAAAUCGACCCGAAAUCAGCCCCAAAAUCAGCCAGAAAUCAGCCUCAAAAUCAGUCCAAAAUCAGCCAAAAAUCAGUCCAAAAUCAGUCCAAAAUCAGCCCCAAAAUCAGCCCGAAAUCAGCCCAAAAUCAGGCCGGGGUCAGAUCAACCCCAAAACUGGGAUUGCAGGGGUCCCUCCCCCCAGAAUUCUGGGGGGUCUCUGCCCCAAAAUUGAGGGCGUCCCUUCCCCAAAUCCGGGGGUCUCCUCGCCAUGUCCGGAGCUCUCCGCCCCCCAGAUUUAG
Messenger RNA from Cinclus cinclus, 1699 nucleotides. It is a transcript of the gene CNOT3, whose product is annotated as CCR4-NOT transcription complex subunit 3. The record is from RefSeq and is a predicted model, not a curated record. Gene Ontology annotation, cellular component: P-body; CCR4-NOT core complex; nucleus. The coding region runs from base 227 to 1699 and encodes 490 amino acids. Lineage: Eukaryota; Metazoa; Chordata; Aves; Passeriformes; Cinclidae. Gene Ontology annotation, biological process: nuclear-transcribed mRNA poly(A) tail shortening; regulation of DNA-templated transcription. The transcript is spliced from 8 exons.